Anopheles marshallii is the source of this 732-nucleotide messenger RNA. Its product is annotated as cuticle protein 7-like. NCBI's taxonomy places the organism in Eukaryota, Metazoa, Arthropoda, Insecta, Diptera, Culicidae. Gene Ontology annotation, cellular component: extracellular matrix. The record is from RefSeq and is a predicted model, not a curated record. The transcript is spliced from 2 exons. Bases 16 to 732 code for a protein of 238 amino acids.
UCCAGCACCCCAAUAAUGGCGUUCAAAUUUGUUUUGUUGGCUACUCUGGUAGCUGCCGCUAGCGCUGGUCUGCUCCCCGUGGCCCACCACGGAUCGAUCGCUACAUCGCACUCCACCAUCCAGCAUCAUGCUGCCCCAGCUGUCCACCAUGUCGGAUCCAUCCAUGCCGCCCCGGCUAUCUACCAGCACUCCGCUCCGACCAUCGUCAAGACCAUCGCUCAACCCACGAUCAUCAAGUCCGUAGAGCACCAUGCCCCGGCUAACUACGAGUUCUCGUACUCCGUGCACGAUGAGCAUACCGGAGACAUCAAGAGCCAGCAUGAGACCCGCCACGGAGAUGAAGUGCACGGACAGUACUCGUUGUUGGACUCCGAUGGCCACCACCGCGUCGUCGACUACCAUGCCGAUCAUCACUCCGGAUUCAACGCCGUUGUGCGUCGUGAACCGUCGGCAGUGAAGAUCGCCCAGCCAGUCCACAAGGUGAUCGCUCAGCCCGUGCACGUGUCCAGCUAUGCCCAUGCUCCAGUAGCACACGCUACCGUCCAGCACCACCAUGCUGCUCCGAUCGCGCACUACUCCGCCCCGAUCGCGCACCAUGCAGCCCCGAUCGCGCAUCAUGUUGCUCCGAUCGCGCACUACUCCGCCCCGAUCGCUCACCACGCUGCUCCGAUCGCGCACUCCACCUCCAGCAUCGUUCAUGGACAGAGCCAUCUGAGCCAUCAUCAUUACUAA